GAGAAACAAGAGAGACCGUUUGGUUCACGGAGGAAGUCGUCGUCUUCUUAAACAUAUUCUGCAGUUCUGAAGAAAGCCAAAAGUCUGGGAGUUCAAGGAUUUACUGGAUCGCACCCAAUCUUGGUAAUCAACUGGGAGUCCUACAAAAAAAACAACUGGGAGUCUGACAUCUAGCUUCCUAGCAAUAUUAGCACACAUAUGUCUGUAACUGGCUAGCCAAGAAGAACAGCAAUGGACUCACGUCAGCUUCCCUACCGGUCAGAAGUGGGCAGCUGGACUCCAGAUAACCUGGCAGACUACUUCAAGAGGUUAAACUACAAGGACUGUGAGAAAGUUGUCCGGAAACAUAGCAUCACUGGGCAAAGGUUUCUGAACAUGUCUGAAAAUGAUAUCCAGAAGUUUCCAAAGCUAAGAGUACCAAUUCUAAGUAAACUGAGUAUGGAUAUAAACCGCAAUGAAGAAAGAAGAAGUAUUUUUCCAAAAUGUACAUAUACACAGAAGGCUCCUCAAAAUACAGACUUCAGACAAGAAGAAAGCGAUAGCUGGUCUUCUUUUGACAGUGAUGACUAUGAAUGUCCAGAUGACCAGGAACCUGGAGUAGACUAUGAAACACCAAAUGAUGAAGAUAGUAUAGAAGACGAAAACGAUGGCGAUUAUGAACCUCCUCCUUCAAAUGACGAUGAGGCACACCGUAAUGCUAUAUUUCCUUCCAAAUCGAUUCCGGCACCCUCUGAAUACAUAGAUAGAUCUGUAGCAGUUAAAACAUCUCUUCAGCCUCCUGUUCCUCCUCAGAGGUCUGUUCCCUCUCCAACACCAGCAGCUCAGGGAGGCAGAGGUGCUGGGCAGCCACCGUUCACUUCACUUUCAAGCAAUGACAGCAGUGGAGAAAAAAACAUCAAGACUUUUAAACCUUUUGUAGAUCGAACCAAAAAGCCCCCACUGAAUCGAUCUGGGCCACCAUUUGACAGAGACCUACUAAGAGGAGUCAAAAGAGUAAUGCCUUCUGAAAUGUCUUUGACACCACAGCUCAGAUCUCUGGGAGAAGAGCUGGCAAAGAUUCAAAAGCCUCCUCUGCCAUCAAAUGAAAAACAUGAGAGACAUAAUCCUGCCACUAGAAGGAUGCCACCACCCAUACAGAACAGCCAAGCAUCUGAAAGAAAGUCAGAAGUGAGUACUCUGAUCACAAAAGUGGAAGAUGUCAUUUUUGUUGUUCUCUUUGUAGAUGUUCCCCAAAGACCAGUUCCUCAGCCACCUUCGCAAUUCUUUAAUACAUUCCCUUCCAGGACUACUAAACCCGUAUCUAAACAGAGUCCUUUGCCACCCAAGAAUAUACCUGAUGCAUACACAGAAAGCACCGUUUCAUCAAGUGGAUCGCUACCAUCACGCCUUCAGCCAAGCGGCAUCUCAAGAACCUUUUCCAAAGGCAAAGCAGACAGCAAACUACCACUUCCAAUCCCGAACAGACAAACUACACAAACACCCAACACUGAAUAUGAAAAGGAGCAAGAAUUCUACAAGGCCUCUCUAAAUCAGAAGUGGUAUGCUGCCGAUAUCACCCGGACAGAAGCAGAAGUUGCCCUUAGGAACAUAAACAAGGAUGGCACUUUCUUAGUUAGGAACAGCUCAAGAAAAACUCUUGAACAACCCUAUGUCUUGAUGGUGUUGUACAAUGACAAAGUAUACAAUCUUCAGAUGCGAUACCACCUGGAAGAUCAAGUAUACUUCUUAGGAACUGGUCUGAGGGGAAAUGAGGAUUUUACUUCAGUGGGCGACAUUAUUGAUUACUACAGAAAAGCACCUCUUCGACUUAUAGAUGGAAAGGACCGUGGUUCAAGACAACAGUGCAUGUUAACGUAUGCCGCUGGAACUCUUUAGAAGAAAUUUUUUAAAUUAAGAAUCGGUUCAGAAGCCACCUUAUUUGUCUCCCAAAGAAGUUAGCGGCAUAAUUGAUGUAUAUUUGAUCAACUGAAAUAAAAACUAAUUAUCUCUGAUUUUAUGUAAUAUAAUUAAAUCACCUCAGUUUUCAAAGUUUACUCCCUUUAUCAUCACGUAUUAUUUCUCAUUAAGCAUACGCUUGUGGAACUGUUCAUGAGUGUGAUGUUGAUUCUCCUAAAUCUAUAUUGAGUAUUGUUAGCUCUGUGAUCUUUGUAAUACUUUCUUCAAGUACAAGAUUGUGCUGUUUUUAUAGGAUGGCACUGUAAAAUUAUCAUCCAAAUUAUAUGUAUAUAGUAAUUAAUACAAACAGCAGAAUACAGUUCAAUGUUUAAUAGUUUUGACCUUGCGAGGAUUACACAUGCUAAUGUUUAGGCUUUGUGGAAACAUAUGUUUGCUAUAUUUCACGCACGGUGAUAAGAGUUAUUUGCAGACCUUGUAUUUACAAAUGGAACAAGAAUCAAUAAAUGUACCCGUUUUAUA
Messenger RNA from Heteronotia binoei (common prickly gecko), 2415 nucleotides. It is a transcript of the gene LCP2, whose product is annotated as lymphocyte cytosolic protein 2. Gene Ontology annotation, molecular function: protein binding. The transcript is spliced from 21 exons. The record is from RefSeq and is a predicted model, not a curated record. Bases 232 to 1875 code for a protein of 547 amino acids. Lineage: Eukaryota; Metazoa; Chordata; Lepidosauria; Squamata; Gekkonidae. Gene Ontology annotation, biological process: intracellular signal transduction; cell surface receptor protein tyrosine kinase signaling pathway.